GUGAGACUGAAGAAAGUGAUUAAAUUCUACCUUUUCUCGUUGCUUAAAAACUCUUUGAGAUUGACACUUUCACUUUGCUAGGGUUCUAUGCAUAAAAUUGACAUUUGUAGAUCAAAAUUGCUGAAAAGCUGGGAGGAAAACAGGCAACAAAAUAUGUAAAACGCGGGAGUUGGGGGCAGGGCAAGUGUAUGCGUGGGGUCUUAAGCCCCAGUGCUCCACUAGGCAGUGGGAUACAAAUAUAACCCCUACAAACAGGAGUAAUCAGCAGUAAUGGGCAAUUCAGUUAUAUAAAAGGGCCUUAUAGGUAACCAGAGAGAAAAGUCCGCGUUCAUCCGCUUAAAACAAAAAUGAGAAAACAAAUGUACCAGACCAAAACAGCACUGUGUAAGACAAGCAUGUCCAUGAUGUAAAAGAAAACAUAAUAAAUACAUUCAUUCUGUAUCUUCUGAUAAGCAGUUUUCUGAAUUCUCAUCAUCAUUGUUAUCGUUCUAUCUUCUUAUUCUUAUUCGUUUUUUUCUCUUCCGACAUCAUAUUUUUAGAUCUCAUUGUUGUCAGUCUAUACGUGCUUAUAUUUAACCACAAUAAAAAUGGAAGAAUAUCGUGAUGCAUUGAUGAAUAAGAACAGUGCUGUGGUUUCAUCUUCGCUUACGACUCCGCUAGUCGAUAGCAAUCACCGGAGCCAUGAGGAGCAUAUAAUUCCAGUAAGCACAAAGCAGACGGAUGAAGAGUCGGUAUUGGACGAUAACUAUAAGGAAACUUUAGGAACUUCUACCUUCUUUAAGACUUGCUUCAAUGGCAUCAAUGCUUUAUCCGGAGUAGGGAUACUGUCAGUACCAUAUGCGCUAGCAUCAGGAGGAUGGUUAACUUUGAUACUUCUUUUCAUCGUUGCGGCUGCAACAUUCUACACAGGGUUACUAAUGCGAAGAUGUAUUGAUGUAAGCUCAAAGAUAAGAACGUAUCCGGAUAUUGGCGAGUAUGCUUUUGGGAAGAAGGGAAGAAUGAUGGUAUCUAGUUUCAUGUACUUGGAACUCUAUGUGGUUGCAACAGGAUUUUUGAUACUAGAAGGUGAUAACUUAAGCAACCUGUUUCCAGACAUGAGUUUCACAUUAGCUGGUGUUAGAAUAUACGGCCAACAGGGAUUCGUUAUGCUCGUUGGCCUUAUAAUUCUCCCAUCAAUGUGGUUGACUGACCUGAGCAAAAUUUCUUACGUAUCUGCAACCGGGGUUUUAGCUUCUGUCCUCAUCAUUGUUUCUGUCUUUUGGGUUGGUGCUGAAGAUACUGGAUUUCAUGCAAAGGGAAAGUUUUUUAAGUUGAAUGGAAUCCCAACUGGUGUUAGUUUAUAUACCUUCUGCUACUGUGCUCAUCCCGUUUUCCCAACAUUAUAUACGUCAAUGAAAGAUAAAAGACAAUUCUCAAAGGUUUUGCUACUUUGCUUUGUUCUAUGUACGAUUAGCUACGGUACAAUGGCUGUUUUGGGUUAUCUAAUGUUCGGUGAAAAUAUAAAAUCUCAGGUCACACUGAACCUACCAAUUGACAAAGUCAGUUCAAAGAUAGCAAUCUACACAACUUUGGUUACCCCCAUCGCAAAAUAUGCAUUAAUGGCAACGCCAAUUGUAAAUGCCAUUGAAAGCUCUUCUGGGAUUAACCACAACAACAAGAGUAUUAGGCUUCUAAUCAGAACCUUAUUUCUAGUUAGCUCUGUUAUCAUGGCUUUAGUUAUUCCAUUUUUCGGGUAUCUAAUGUCUCUUGUUGGAGCGUUUCUAAGUGCAACUGCUUCAAUUAUUAUUCCUUGUUUGUGUUACUUGAAGAUUAUGGGAACAUAUCGAAGCUGGGGAUACGAACUAGUGAUUAUCAUUGGGAUUAUUUUGAUGGGUAUUUCAGUUGUAAUUAUAGGUACUUACACAUCUCUUGAACAGAUUGCAAGUGAGUUCAAGUUGAGCUUUUGAUGCUAAUUUUUUUCCUAAUAUAUGUGAGAGUUCAUAAUUCAAUUUUCUAUUGUAAUUGUUUAGCCUUGAAA
Molecule: messenger RNA, 2017 nt
Organism: Papaver somniferum (opium poppy)
Lineage: Eukaryota; Viridiplantae; Streptophyta; Magnoliopsida; Ranunculales; Papaveraceae
Product: amino acid transporter AVT1I-like
Exons: 3
Coding region: 588-1946 (452 amino acids)
Biological process (GO): amino acid transmembrane transport
Cellular component (GO): vacuolar membrane
Molecular function (GO): amino acid transmembrane transporter activity
Source: RefSeq, a predicted model, not a curated record